Molecule: messenger RNA, 505 nt
Organism: Abrus precatorius (Indian licorice)
Lineage: Eukaryota; Viridiplantae; Streptophyta; Magnoliopsida; Fabales; Fabaceae
Exons: 1
Coding region: 68-505 (145 amino acids)
Source: RefSeq, a predicted model, not a curated record
UCUAGUUCUCUCACUAUAACCAAAUCACUAAACCAAAGUAAAAAGGGUCACUACAAAGUCACUAAAAAUGUCUUCUUCAGAGGGUGUCUUUGAAUUAGGAAUUGAGUUCUCAGAGGCCAACAAUGUGCUUCUCAUGUCUCUAAUGGAAGAAACACAGGAAGAUGAGUACUAUGGAGAUGAUAGACUUGUAAGCAUGAUUCAGUCAUUGGAGGCAGAGAUCAAUGACCCUGAAUUGGAUCAAGUGUAUGAGAUGGGACACGUGGACGAUCAAUAUUGCUCCACAUCAAUGAGUGGCCCUGAUCAUUGGGUUGAUAUGGAAUUGAUCUCUUCCUUACCCUUUGAUGAAAUGAAUGCAUGGAUACCUAGUGGAGAUGAGAUGAUGGAGCAUGUUGCAAUGGAAUAUGAAGCUGAAAAUGAUGAUUUUCAGUUGUGUUAUGGUGUUUUCUUGGAGCAACAAUAUAGAGAGACUUAUUUGUCACAAGGGCCAAGUGAUGCAGUAUUCUGA